AUGCAGCCCCUAUAUUUGAGUGCCACCGAGGUGUGGGCUGUACUCGCUUUAACCUUUGGUUUGUCUCUGUACACCUCUUCGGCUGAAGAAAUGUAUAUAGAGAGAAAUCCAGCCUUGGGAGUCUAUCAAGAUGAGUCUCGUCAAUACCCAAUCCAAGGAACGUGGUACAUGUUAUACAGAAACUACAAGACUGAUCCCAUUUUUGGUGGAACUGCCAAGUGUGUCAGAUUCUCUCAAACCGGAGUAGGGCCCAAUGGCGAGAAUCUGGUUCUUUUUGAGUUUGAUAAUGGCUCAGUUAAUCUUAACUCGACGCUGUCUUCAUCCCCCGGAUAUUCCACGAAGAACAUUGUAAACGUACAACCCUUCGGUCAAACUGAUUCCGCAGAGAUGAUCACCUCAUUUGUGGACCCCCUGGAGUGUGAUAUUCUUAGAAUUCCAUCUAUAAGCGAAAGCGCAUGUGUGCUCAUCGUCCCGGAAAGCCGUGUAAGCAAUCCACCAGAAUGCUGCGAAUUCAUCUUUGAUCUCCUGUGCGGCACAACACCAAAGUACGAGAUCUAUGAUGAGAGCUGCUCGGGAUAA
This is a messenger RNA of Ixodes scapularis (black-legged tick), 579 nucleotides long. RefSeq lists its product as uncharacterized. NCBI's taxonomy places the organism in Eukaryota, Metazoa, Arthropoda, Arachnida, Ixodida, Ixodidae. The transcript is spliced from 5 exons. Bases 1 to 579 code for a protein of 192 amino acids. The record is from RefSeq and is a predicted model, not a curated record. Gene Ontology annotation, biological process: symbiont-mediated perturbation of host defenses. Gene Ontology annotation, molecular function: amine binding.